CACCUGGUGUCCUGUGCGGUGACGCAUUCCAGGAACAGGGUGGUGGCACUUGUUGCCCUGCUCCUGGCACCUGCGGCUUCUGUUUCAUCCCUCCCACUUCCUUUUAUUGUGACCAAAGGUCCUCCUGAAAUAUAUUCCAUGUCCCCAGUCCCGCUCCUCCCGCGGUUGCGGACGGAUCCGUGUGCCCAACUCCUUGACACCAGGAUACGGGGCCAUGGCGGGGAGGCUGUGGGGCCUCCUGGCCGUGCUCUGUGUCUGCGUCCUGAUCACUGUCACAGGAGAGAACACCACCACCACGGCCACUCCUCCAGAACAGAACACCACCACAACAGUCACUCCUCCAGCAGAGAACACGACCACAACAGUCGCUCCUCCAGGGGAGAACACCACCACCACGGCCACGCCUCCAGAACAGAACACCACCACCACGGCCACUCCUCCAGAACAGAACACCACCACAACAGUCACUCCACCUGGAGAGAACACCACCACCACGGCCACUCCUCCAGGGGAGAACACCACCACAACAAACACCACCACCACGUUCACUCCUCCGGCAGAGAACACCACCACAACUGUCACUCCUCCAGGGGAGAACACCACCACCACGGCCACUCCUCCAGAACAGAACACCACCACCACGGCCACCAUUCCGAUCACCACCACCACCACAGUAACAACCACAAUCACGAGUCCAGGUGUGUGCAUGAAUGGUGGCACAUGGGAAGAUGGGAAGUGCUUGUGUCCCGAGGGGUUUCAAGGUGACCGCUGCGAGGAGCCCGUCUGCCAAAAUGGGGGCACCUGGGCCAACGGCCUCUGCCUGUGCCCCCUGAAUUUCCAAGGGGACAGGUGCCAGUUCGUCGUGGACAUUGUGGAGAUCAAAAACGUGACGAUGAACGCGACGGUGGAGAUGACGACCAAGGUCGACAACAGGAAUUUCACUGAGGAGCUCAAAAAUUCGUCCUCGCCUGCUUACAAGAGCUUUGAGAAAGAGUUCCAGGAGAAGAUGAAGAAGAUUUAUGGGCAUAUCAAGGGCUACCAAGGUGUGGUGAUCAAAAGCCUGAGCGCUGGCAGCAUCAAGGUGGACUACAAUGUCAGCCUGGAGGUCCCCGCCAACUCCAAGGCCAACGAGACGGUGAAGACCAUCUCCGACAGCCUCGUCGCCGCCUUCCAAAACUACAGUGACUGCAACGGGAACUGCACUGGGGACAACUGUUCUUUCUGCUUCAACACCUCCUUCACCAGCAUCCACAGUUUUGGAGUGCAAGAGGUGGAAGGACGUCUGUGCGACGCCUACAUCCAGGAGGGGUUCAGCUCCUACUACACCCCGCACCUGACGGACACUGGUGUCAUCUGCAUCACCCGCUGCGAUGCCCGCUCUGCUGACCCUCUGCCCUGCGUCCACGGCAGCUGCUCCGUGGGCCGGCUGGGGCCACAGUGCGAGUGCUCGGACAAGGUGGCCUUCUGGUACCAGGACAGCGCCUGCAGCUCCCGCAUCAGCAAGGUGGGGGUGGCCGUGGGGGUCCCAAUGGCUGUCUUGGUCCUGGUCACCACCAUCUUCACCGUCCUCCUGCUGAGAUCUCGGAGGCAGAAGGAACAGUACAGGAAUAAGCUGAGGUCCCGUGCGGAGCUGUACUCCAGCGAGGACGGGAACUGGGAGGGAUCCCAAGGCUUUUCCAUGGGGAAUCUGGCGGCCACCUGGGAAGACAUGGAGACCCCCAGCACCAGCUACAUCAACCUGGAGAGGGUGGACACCUCGAAGAUGAUGCACAUCCGGAGACCGACCGUGGUCCCCUGAGUGGAGCCACCUGAGAGCCAGCAGAGACGGGACAUGGGGACACGGACAUGGGUGGAGGGGGGACACAGGGACACGG
Molecule: messenger RNA, 1874 nt
Organism: Corvus hawaiiensis (hawaiian crow)
Lineage: Eukaryota; Metazoa; Chordata; Aves; Passeriformes; Corvidae
Product: mucin-3B-like
Exons: 13
Coding region: 215-1798 (527 amino acids)
Source: RefSeq, a predicted model, not a curated record